Messenger RNA from Colletotrichum lupini, 396 nucleotides. RefSeq names its product cyclin-dependent kinase regulatory subunit. The record is from RefSeq and is a predicted model, not a curated record. Gene Ontology annotation, cellular component: SCF ubiquitin ligase complex; cyclin-dependent protein kinase holoenzyme complex. Gene Ontology annotation, biological process: regulation of mitotic cell cycle. The transcript has 3 exons. Lineage: Eukaryota; Fungi; Ascomycota; Sordariomycetes; Glomerellales; Glomerellaceae. The coding region runs from base 1 to 396 and encodes 131 amino acids. Gene Ontology annotation, molecular function: protein kinase binding; cyclin-dependent protein serine/threonine kinase activator activity; ubiquitin binding.
AUGGAUAUCGACAUGAGCCGUCGUAACAAGGUCCCGCGGGCUUUGUCCGACUCAGAGAGGGCCCGUUUGGACGAGUUCAUCGACUCCAUCCACUACUCUGCACGAUACUCUGACAGCGAGUACGAGUACCGGCAUGUGCAGCUGCCCAAAGCCAUGCUCAAGGCCAUCCCUAAAGAUUACCACGACUCUUCCCACGGAACACUGAAGCUGCUCUGGGAAGAGGAAUGGCGAGCGCUCGGCAUCACUCAGAGUUUGGGUUGGGAACACUACGAGGUCCACGAGCCUGAGCCGCACAUUCUACUCUUCAAGUUGGUAUACCCCUCAAUCCGAUCAGUCGUGCGUAUUACUCACACCGAUCAAAAUAGGCGCCCACUCAACUACCAGCCUCCCCAGUGA